Molecule: messenger RNA, 7680 nt
Organism: Stylonychia lemnae
Lineage: Eukaryota; Ciliophora; Spirotrichea; Sporadotrichida; Oxytrichidae
Source: the annotation of a GenBank genome assembly
AUGGGAAAUGGAGGUUUCAUGAACAUCUAAAAGGCAGCUUCAUUAACUGCUAAUGGAUUGAAGCUUCUUGACUCGUUUUCUUCAUAAAAAGGACAUUUUAUAUUCUGUGAAGUAGCUGGAAUAAUUCUGCAAGUUUUUGAAUCAUCUUUUAUUCAACAAAAAUACUUAGAUAAAGAGCAAUACCCAAUUUAAUUAGAACUAUCAUACUCUUAUUCAGGUAUAAUGCUUAAGAAUGCAUAUCGAUCUUUAUUCUAGAACUGCAUCUUUUAGAAUAACAUUUAAUCUUAGUAAGGCGGAGCAAUUCAAAUUAUUGGAGGUAAUUUUGAAUGUAAUGGAUGCAAUUUUUACAAUAAUAGUGCAUUAAAUGGAGGAGCUAUGUUCUUAUAAGAAACAGAUAGUAUAACACUUUUCCAAGUAUUAUUCAAUCAAGUCUAUGCAUAAGAACAGGGAGGAGCAAUUAAUAUUUAUUUACCCUAGGGAAACACAAAAAUCAGUAAUUCUACAAUCUAUGAAGGUUACGGUGCGGGUUAUACAGGAGGCAUAUAUUACGAAACUGAGGUUGAUGGUAUUUAGAUAGAGGGAGGGGUAGUAUUAGAUAAUGUAAUAUUUCGAGAAGUAAAAGGAGGCGUCGCAAGUGUUCUAUUUGUCAGAGCAAAAAAAACUGUUGUCAAAAUUACUUCUUGCUAAAUGGACUAAGUUUAUGGUGGUUAAUAAAAUUCUAUUUCUGUCUAUAAUGCCAAAAGCCUUUUCAUUCACAAUAUGACUGCUACAAAUAUACACUCUGAUUAUCAGUCAAGUUUCCUGUUUGUAUAAUCUGUUGAAGAAGAUGUCUUUAUAAACUCUUCUAGAAUUUUUUGUAAUUACAACAAUCAAGCUAGAAGAAUAUUAGAUGAAGAUACAUCAACAAUAUAAAAUGACUAAGGUUAAAGAAAAUUGUAUGAUACAUUCUAAUGGUUUAAUUCCCCUUUAUCUGCACCUAUUUGGAUUAACUUCUCAAAAUAGUUCAUGAUUAAUAAUUUGCAUAUGAAAAAUUGCAUCAUGGAUAGAAAAAGUACUAUUAGAGAAGAAGCUUUAAUAAUUAUGGGUUAAGAUAAUAUGACAUUCAUCGACACAAAUUCAAAAUACGAAUAUAGUGAGGGAUUAAAUGGAGGAGUAUACAAUGUUUACUAAUUCACAUUUAACUUCCUAGUUAAUAAUACAUAUCAACAUCUUGGAACUAAUUAGUAUGGAUUGAUUCAUGCCUCAAUACCUCAGCUAUUAUUUAUACAUAAUUGUACAUUCUUCAAUAUAACAUCAUAUGGAGCUGAAGGAGCAAUUAUUAGUUUGCUUAGCAAAUCUCCUUUAACUGGCUAUUAUAUCGGAUAAAGAAGAGUUCAUAUUAGAAAUGUCACAGUUAACACAGUGAAAAUGGAAAAUAGAGCAUUUGGAGGCUUUAUUGCGCAUAGUGAUACAUCUCUUAAUACUAUCAUAAUUGAAUCAGUUACUGUAAAAAAUUUGUAAAAUGCAGAAUAAUGUGGUAUAUUUUGCUUUACUCCAUUCGAUGGUGAACUUCACAUUAUUUCAUCAAGCAAAUACCAGAAAACUGAAUUCUCUAAUUUUUAUUCUUUGAGUGAAUAACAGUUUAUGAGAUUCAAUUAAAGCUCACUAACAACUUUUACAAAAAUUUAUAUUGAGGAUAAUAUAAUUGACUGUCAAAAUAAGGAUAAGCCUGAUUGGAUAUCUUAUGUAUAUACUUUGGGCAACGAGGGAAUCAUAAGAAUAGCAGAGAAAGCCAGGCUGUAUACUAAAAACUCAUUGUUUAGAAAUUGUUAUAAAUCUCAAAGUGGAUCAAUGAUUUCAAUGUCAACAAAUUCUUACGAAGAUGAGGGAUCAGUAUUUUAGAAUAUCAAUGGAGCAUAUGGUGCUAUAGUUUCAUGUUAUGGUUGCCUAAUAAAAAUGAAAAAUACAACAAUGCUGAAUAUUAAUGCAAUUAGUGGAGGUUUGAUAGCAUUAAUUGGAUUUUGCGAUGUACAACUAGAGAAAAUUUCAGCUUAAGGCAUUUCUGCAUAGAGCUAAGGCGGAUUCCUUUUUGAACAAUAAUUUUAAUCAGACGUAGGGUACUAAAAUAAGACAAAUAUAGUUUUGAAAAAUAGUCAAGAGCUAUACGAUUUUAAAGCAAGUGAAGGGGGCUUAUUCUAUCUAUUUUAAACCACUACCUCACUUUUAAUUUAAAAUAUAAAGGUACAAAAUGCAAGAUCAACAAUUAAAGGCGGGUUAUUUAGUGUCACUGAUGCAGAGUUAAUACAGAUUGAAAAUUCAAGAAUCAUUGAUAUUUUUUCAGCUAAUGGAGGUUUUAUUUACUCAUCAUCAAAUCUUCUUAAUAUCAUAAUUAGAAAUACUAAAAUUAUGUGUGAUCAAAAUUACUUAUAAUUAGAAGAACUUGAUAAAUACAUUAAUAAUAAAGCUUAUUAUCCUGAGAGUAAAGCUUAUUUUGUUCUUUAAAAUACUGCUAGCAUAAGUCUCUAUAGUAAUAGAAUAGAGAAUUGUGGAAAUUAAAAUCUAGGAGGAGUAUUUUCAAUUUAAAAGACAAAAUUUACAGACGAGAAAUCUAUUUUUUUAUAUAAUUCGGGCUAAUAUGGUGGUGUUUUUAAUGCUUAAGAAUCAGUUAUUAAAUUAUCAUCAUCAGAAUUCUAUAAUAACUUAGGAAAAACGGGAGGAGUAAUAAAUGCUGUAUUUAAUUCAAGUUUGACAUUAAGAUUUUGCAUUUUCCAAAAUAACAAUGCUACAGCUUCAGCAGGAGUUCUAUUCUUAGCUACAUAAUGCAGCUUAAAUAUCUAUGGAAGCACAUUUUAUUAAAAUUAAGCUGAUGAAAAUUCAGUUUUAGAAAUAAUAAGUACUAAUUUAGUUCAGGAUGUUGUAAUUAGUAAAAGUUAAUUUAAAGAAAACAAAUCUUCGAAAAACACAAUAUCAAUUCUCUAUUCAAGUGUUAUAUUAAUUGAUAGCAAAUUUCAAGAUAAUAUCGCUUUAUCAAAGACUAAAAAUAUUUUACUUGGAUUUGUGAAUAUAACUAUGAGAAACAAUAUUUUUUCAAGCAAGUAUUUAGCUGAUUUGGAAUAAUCUUAUUUAUUGGAUGAAACUACAGGAUCGUUUAUAUUUCUAAUUUUUGAUGUUAUUUUGUCUCUAGAUAAUUGCUUAUUUAAAGGAGGUUUAUCUAAUUAUGGAGGGGCUAUUUUUAUAUCAGGAGAUAGCGUUAUUAGUAUAAUGAAUUCUAGAUUUAUUAAUAAUCAAGCUAUUUCAAAAGGAGGUGCUAUAUAUUCUUCAGGUUUUAAGUCUAUUUUUAUUGGAGAUGAAUCAACAUUCGUUGACAAUUUUGCUAUAGAUUACGGUGAAGACAUUUAUAUCACCAACUCAUUUAAAACUAUAAGCUUAAAUAAAGUCUCGUUUAGCAACCUAAAAUCAAAGAAUUCUAUUUACAUUGAACAGGCAUUUUUAAAUGCUACAAACUUAACAAUAAAGGAUAUCAAUUAAAAUAAGUAAUCAAAAAGAGGUGCUGGAAUAUAUUGUAAUUUCUGUAAAGGCUUCUUAAUAAAGAACUCUCUAUUCCAGAAUCUUAGGAGCUCACAAGGAGGAGCUAUAUAUUUGAUCGAAUAGGAUGCCAACAAGGGUUCUACCUAUUUUGAUUAAAAUGAAAAGUUUUAAAUAAUUAACUCUUAAUUUCAUAACUGCUCAUCUUAAAAAGGAGGAGCUUUAUACUUAGAUAAUCCAUAGUCUAUUAACAUCAUUAAUUCUUCAUUUAUAAGCAAUCAAGCCCUGAUAUUUGAGAAUAAUGAAUUUUAAAUUGUAAGCCAAGGCUCUGGUGGAGCAAUUUACUAUACGUGCAAUAUUUAGUAACUUAAUUGUAAAAUGAAUUUAAAUGGUACUCUUACAUUUUAAUAAAAUAAUGCUGAAUUCUAAGGAGGUGCUAUAUUUUGGGAUUAAUUAGAACCCAACUACAACUUGAGCUCAAUAAGCUUUAUAAACAACAGUGGUUACUAUUAUGGAGAUGACUUAGCCUGUUAUUCCUAAAAUCUAAGAUAAGUCAGCUAUUCUUAAUACAUGAAAAAAAUGAUUUAAAUUAGAGUUAAAAAUUAAGAUGAUUAUAAUCUAAGAGAGCUACUUAAUGAAUAUUAAGAUUAGGGAAAUGAAAGAAAGAGGGAAAUUUAAGAACUAAAUAAUUAAAGAAGUGGGGGCUCUAUACCUAUAAUUUAUAUUGCUAUGAUGGACAAAUAUGGAUAAAUUGUUGGCGCAGAUUUUACAAGUAAGGUUCGAGUAAAUAUCGAUACUAAUAACUUAAGCGAGAAGCAAAAUCUAUAUUCUCCCAUUAUCGAGGGUUCGAGUAUAUUUGAUGUUAUAGGUGGGAUUGCUGUAAUUUCUGAUAUUAUUAUUGUUGGAACUCCAGGAACAUCCUAUUAACUUGUUUUUUCCUCUGAUGGAAUUGAUCUUAGCAAAGAUUCAAAUAAAAAGACAAUGAAUUAUGAGGGAAACUCAAACCUAGAUUUUGAUAUAGAUAUCAGACUUAGAGAAUGUGAGAUUGGAGAGUAAUUUACUACAUCUGGCAAGUGUCAAAUAUGCUAAGAUAGUUACUCAUUAGUUAAAAUGACUCAACCUGGCAGUUGUGAAGUGUGUCCAACAGAAAAAGCUAAAUGCAUUGAGGGAGCUCAAAUUGGGCCUCUUCCUGGUUAUUGGAGGAGAAAUAAUGAAUCUAAGAUUUUUACAUAAUGUCUUUAUGAAUUUGCUUGCUUAGGGAUGAUUCCUCCUAAAAAUAUUCUUGUUGGAGAGUGCUAAUAAGGAUACCAAGGAAUAUUAUGCGCUGAUUGUGAAUACGGUUUUUCAAGGAAUAAUGACUAUCAAUGCUCAUUGUGCCCAGAAUCUGCUUUGAAUGUCCUGAGGUUGCUUGCAAUAGUCUCUGCAGUUGCAAUUUUGAUUGUUUUUAUGAUCAGAUCUACAUUGAAUGGAGCCAUGGAAAUUAAUAAUGUUACAAGUAUUUACCUUAAAAUACUCCUAAACCAUUUCUAGCUUAUUUUAGUAACAGCUUCAUUUGAUUUUAGAUGGUCUUAGCAAAUAGUAGAAUUCUUUAGUUCAACAAAACAAGUAGCCACUGCAUCUACUUAAGUCUUUAGUUUUGAUUGCUUUCUUGAUACAAGAAGUUCUAAUGAGUAAUCUAGUCAAGUGGAAAGAAGGAUAUUCUUUCAGAAAUUGAUCAUGAUUGCUUUAUUACCUUUCUUAUUAACAAUUCUCUGCUGUAUUGUUUGGAAUAUUUAUAAGAAAAUCAAAAAGGAUUAAAUUGAAAUAAGAGGCAAACUAUUGUCAAGUCUUGUAAUUCUAUUAUUCCUAGUACAUCCAAGCUUGGUCACAUAUUCUUUUCAUAAUUUCAAAUGCAAAGAAGUUGACAGUGAAUAAAGAGUAUAGGAUGAUCUUGAAAUAGAGUGUUGGUCAGCUGUUCAUAAUGUAUUCAGCUAUUUUGUCGCCUUACCUAGUAUCAUAGUCUGGGGGUUAGGUAUUCCCUUUUUUGCUUUUGCAAUUCUAAUAAAGAGAAGAGAUAAACUGAAUACAUUUGAAGUAAGAUAAAGUUAUGGCUUUUUAUUCAGAGGGUAUCGAAAAGAAUAUUAUUUUUGGGAAAUAGUAAUCAUGUAUCGGAAAAUCAUGAUCAUAUUUACUUCAGUAUUUAUCAGUAAUUUCGGAGUUGUGUCCUAAGCACUUCUUGUUUUUAUGAUAUUGAUUUUUUUCUUAAUGAUAAAUUUCAAAAAAUAGCCAUUUAACACACUAGUGCUAAAUGAUCUUGAAACUUUAUCAUUAAUUACUUCAAUGAUUACUAUCUAUUGCGGCAUAUUCUUCAUUUUAAAUAAACCAAAAGAUUGGAUAAAUGAAAAUCCAGAUUUAGCAAGAGGAUCAGUCUCUUUAUCAGAUGGUUUUCAAAAAUUCUUUUUUUUCCUCAUAUUGUCAUCAAAUUUGUGUUUCUUUUUAUUCUGGGGCUACAAAAUGUAUUAAGAAGGGAAGGCUAAAUUUAGAUAAAAAUUCACAAAAAUCUACCUAGCAUUGUGCUUGUGCUAAAAUUAGAAUAAAUUAGAAGAUUAAUUAAUAAUGCAUUAGAUAGAGCAAGAAAAUAUAAACUAUUAAUAAUAGCUCAAAUCAUAAUUAAAGAAAAUCAAGAAAGUGUUUAUUAAUGGUGAACUUAAUCUAAAUAAAAACAACAUUGAAAGGAUAUUGAUGCAUGUAGGAUUAGAUUAGUUUUAUAAAAUUGUUGAGGGUAAUAAAAGAAUCAUGAAAAAAGAGACAUAGACUUAGCAUUUAAGAAGUUAAAAAAUAAAAAAUACAAUUAAAAUACAAAAAUAAUCAUUCUCUGAGACUCAAAAAUAAGAUGAUGACCUAAGUCAGAACUUUAAAUUAUAUAUUGAAGAUUUCUCUGGCAAUAAAUAAACGUAAUAGACAAAUGAUUCAUAAUAAGAUAUCUACUUUGAUGAAAGCUAAUUUCAGGAUGAAAUAACAUUUAACAAAAAUAAUAUGUCUAAUCAAAAGUAUUUGGAUAGCCAAAUCAGUCUAGCAUCUAUUAAAACGUUUAAAUUUAAUAAAGAAAGACAAGAAAUUAAAAAAUCUAGAUUACCUGUUGGUUAUGAUGCAUUAGCAAGAGGAUAAAUCAAAAAAAUAACUGAAGAAAAAUACAAUAUAAAAUAAAAUGCAAUUAGAAAAUUUUAUGAACCUUUUACUCCUUCUAUAUUGACUAAAAAGAAAAAGAUACUCAAUAAUAAAAAUGCAAUUUAAUCUGAGUUAGCAAUAAACAAAAACUAUAUUGCGACAUCUGAAAGAUUUUAAGAAACUUCCUCAAUUAUGGAAGACAAAAUUAAUCAUUCAUAGCUUGAACUUUUGGUUAAUGAUAGAAUUAAGGAAAUUACAGUUAAUUAUUAAGAAAGUAAAAAUUCUGAAUAGAAUAUUUUAGUUAGAAAGAGAUUUAAUAAACAAAAAAAGCAGAUGAAAAAUAGAAAUUAAAACAAUCAGACAAUAUAAAAGCAAAAGAACUCUUUAAGUGAGACAUCCAUUAGCAAUAUACAUAAUGAAAAAGUAAUACGAGGUUUAACAAUAAGAUAAUAAGAUGAUUUUAAUUAAAAAAUUUCAAUCAAUGAUUAUGAAUUACUAGUUUAAGAUCCAAAAUAAUGUGAAAAUCAAUUGAAGAAUGUUGAAUCACCAUGUACAGAAUAAACAUUUGAUUGCAAAACAUAUGGUUUUUAAGAAUUUUUAGUUCAUUAGUAGGAAGAUAAGAAUAGUAAAUUCUAAAUUGAUCAAAUAGGACAUUUGCUAUAUAUUGAUAAUGAAAGUAUUCAGAUUUCUUAGAAAAGAUAAGACCAGCUUGCAGUUAUUGAUCUUUCAAAAAGCACAGAUAGUUUAGACAUUUUGUCCGCCGUAUAAAAUUAAAAUUUCUUAUCUCCUAAAAAAUCAAAAGAAAAUGUUGGCAAUAACAAACUUCCUAUUGCUAUUAAGGAAUCUGUUUCUUUUUAGAGUCCAGAUGAGGAUAGUAAAUCAUUGUAAAGAAAAGAGUAAUUUGCUUUUAUGAGUGACAAGAUAUUAGACUUUUAUAACGAGAAAAAUACUGACUCAAUAAUGAUUUAAUAAUAUUCGGAAUCUGAAAAAUCUUUACUUAUAAGUUAAGAUUCAUAAUUAGAUAUUUGA